AGUUAGGGCUUUGGAGUUGACGUCACGCCGCAAUGCAUUGUGGGAGCGCAGUGCCAUUUUCGGGGUCUACGAAUAAAAAGAGACACUGUGCUGGAACGAAGACGACAAGAAUCAUGCUUAAAAGCAGCUCCAAAGAAAACGGACGGUAUAGAGACCGAUUGCGUCCAGAGGCGAAGCAGCGGUACUUGAAAAAAAUAGAGUGCAUCGCAAAUCUGGACCCAUAUGAAAUACGGCAGUGGAGUAAAGACCCAGACGACUUACCGCCACUGUCCUACCCAGAUAUCUUCAUCUAUCUUGUUUGUGGAGUAAGCGCCUACACAGCGAACCAGUUUCGUAAUUACAAGUCACUGGAGGCGCACAUACAAUUUACAAACGGCCGGGUGCAAGAUUUGGCUAUUUUCAAGCCGCCAAACUGCGAGUACGUCGUGAUUCAUACCAAGGUACUGCACUCCCAAAGAUUAAAUGAACCUGCAUUACGGCCAUGGGUAAUUGUAAGCACCACGGGGAAGGUCGAAGCCGCACACUGCACCUGUAUGGCCGGAGUUGCAGAGACCUGCACCCACUGCACUGCACUGCUGUUUAAAGUGGAGGCAACAGUGAGGAUCCGUGGCACAAAGACUGUCACAGAUGAAUCAGCCUACUGGGUUUUGCCGGGGAACACAACCAAGAUACUGCCAGCGGCUGGCCAUAACAUUGACUAUACAUCUUCAGCAGCACAAAAAAAAGACUCUUGAUGAAAAUAUAAACGGACCGU
Messenger RNA from Oreochromis niloticus (Nile tilapia), 754 nucleotides. RefSeq lists its product as uncharacterized. Bases 33 to 734 code for a protein of 233 amino acids. Gene Ontology annotation, molecular function: zinc ion binding. The transcript has 2 exons. The record is from RefSeq and is a predicted model, not a curated record. Lineage: Eukaryota; Metazoa; Chordata; Actinopteri; Cichliformes; Cichlidae.